AUGGCUUCGCCCAAGACGCAGCCGGACGUCUCGAAGCAGCGUAACGAAAAGGUCAAGCUAGCUGUUCGUGCAGAGAUGACGAAAUACAUCGUGCGGAUUCGAGACAACGUCGAUAACCUUGCCGCGGCUGGCACACUCCCCUGGUCAGGAGUAUACCCGCGCUGGUUCGAGCAAUUUGGGAUCACGCGGAAUAAGUGGUAUGUGCAAAAACUAUACAACAAGGGCCGCGAUGCAUACGUCACUGAGCACGAUGGGUACCCCGAAGACAUUAAUGAGUACUACCGGCUGAAGAACGCUGGAUCUAUAAAACCUUAUGGAUCGACCUCGCCCCUUCCAACUGCAUCAAACGGUAAACAAGAUGAGAGGAUGGAAGGGCUAUUGGAUGAUGGACCCAUGGAGGAUGAGAUCGAGACCGCAAAGGUGUAUCUUCGGAUACGCGUAAUUGGCACCAACCGAGGGGAGAAAGCAUCAGUCUACAUUCCCAUUACCGACAUCCUUCCGUACUCUGUGACGAUCUCCAAGUGGCUGCUGCGACCCAGGCUCAGCUGCAUGUCGUUAAAGCUUACCGAAGUUUCUAGGACCGCUAUUUGUAGGUACCUACUCUGCAUCUCACCGACUCCUCUUCGUUCCCUCCCGAUCAGCGAUGUGGGGCUGGAGGAUGGGAAUGACCAAGUCGUCAUCACCCUGCUUCAGUGGUCCUUCAACGACCUGGUUGACGUCCUCGAUGUUGCCUUCAAGCUUGGACUACACCACAUCUGGGACAUAGUACUUGAUCAGUGGCGUGCUCAAGUAUACCGCAGCGGGUUGCACAUUGUGGCAGUCCAUCCCAAAGGCAACCACGGAGAAGCAAUUCCUGCCCUCGACACCCUCAACAGCCCGCCAUCAGAACCGGGCGUUCUCGUCAUCUCACCUGACAGCAUGAUGGGCCACCCGACCCACGCCGCAACCGACUUCAUGGACGAGGAUGACUUCUGUCACGAAUAUCACGUGCAUGAUCCGAAUGAAGAGUGGUAUCGCACUGCCAUCCCUGACCCGGAGCUCAACGAGGAGUAUGUUGUGGUGUUGAAGCAGAUGCUUCUACGCGAUAGGCGUAGCAGGCACACCCCAGUUCUCCGCCGCCGGGAUAUUCGGAAUAGCGAUACCUCAAGUGAGGUUCCGUUCACGGUGUCCGCAAGGUUGGAUUCGGAUAAUAGGGAGACCGAAGAUGAUGUGACAAUGGAAGACUUAGCGGGAGAAGUGGCGGAGCUGCUUGAGGAGUAA
Messenger RNA from Trematosphaeria pertusa, 1260 nucleotides. RefSeq lists its product as uncharacterized. Lineage: Eukaryota; Fungi; Ascomycota; Dothideomycetes; Pleosporales; Trematosphaeriaceae. The coding region runs from base 1 to 1260 and encodes 419 amino acids. The record is from RefSeq and is a predicted model, not a curated record. The transcript has 2 exons.